This is a messenger RNA of Solanum pennellii, 734 nucleotides long. RefSeq names its product ubiquitin-60S ribosomal protein L40. Gene Ontology annotation, cellular component: nucleus; cytoplasm; ribosome. Gene Ontology annotation, molecular function: ubiquitin protein ligase binding; structural constituent of ribosome; protein tag activity. Gene Ontology annotation, biological process: protein ubiquitination; modification-dependent protein catabolic process; translation. NCBI's taxonomy places the organism in Eukaryota, Viridiplantae, Streptophyta, Magnoliopsida, Solanales, Solanaceae. Bases 114 to 500 code for a protein of 128 amino acids. The record is from RefSeq and is a predicted model, not a curated record. The transcript has 5 exons.
GGGCCCUCAUAUUCCAUAGGUUAGGCCCAAAAGCCUAAGCCAUUUCGGAACUAAACCCUACAUAUAAAUUUUUGUGUGAUACGUUGAGGAGAAGGUGAAGGAAGAAGGCGAAAAUGCAGAUAUUCGUGAAAACUCUGACCGGUAAAACGAUAACGCUGGAAGUUGAAUCCAGCGAUACCAUCGAUAAUGUUAAAGCUAAGAUACAGGACAAGGAAGGAAUUCCACCGGAUCAGCAAAGACUGAUUUUUGCUGGUAAGCAGCUUGAGGAUGGCCGAACUUUGGCUGACUACAACAUCCAGAAAGAAUCAACUUUACAUCUGGUGCUGAGGCUUCGUGGUGGAAUCAUUGAGCCAUCUUUGAUGGCUUUGGCUAGGAAAUACAAUCAGGAGAAGAUGAUAUGCCGCAAGUGCUAUGCGCGGUUGCAUCCUCGUGCUGUCAACUGCCGCAAGAAGAAGUGUGGACACAGCAACCAGUUGAGGCCUAAGAAGAAGAUUAAGUAGAUACUGAAUAGUUGCUUGGAUAUUCUUAUCGAAAAAUAUCGUACUCCGAUUUAUUUUUGGCUUUCCUGGUCUUUUUACCGUUGAGAGAUUUUGAUUGACUUGUAUUUGAGAGGUAUAUGAAGAUUUUUUGCUACUUCGAUAGUUCUUGCAGAUGUCCAUUUCUUUAUCAGUAUUUAGCUUUAUGUUUUUUAAGAUCAAAUCGUGUCAUAGUAUUUACUAAUUUGCUGUGUUUUA